GGAUACAGUUCGAAGGACUUAAACGAGUUGGGAAUUAGCUGCCAUCUGCAACAUGCCGUCCAAGCCUGCCCCAAUCAAGAAGGCGGCUAAGAAAGAACCAGCCAAGAAAGCGGAGGCGACGGCUCCAGAGCCGGCUCCUGAACCCGUCCCGGAGCCCGCUCCCGCCGAGGCCCCCCCUGCGGAACCCGCCCCAGCUGAGGGAGAGGCCCCUGUUGCCGAGGGAGAGGCCCCGCCACCUGCUGAAGCUGCUGAGGCACCUGCACCAGAAGAGCCUAAACCACCCACGCCUCCACCACCCAAAGAACCCACAAGUGCUCCUGUGGAUCUCUUUGUUGAGGAUAAGAACGACACUUCAGUCACUAUCAUUUGGAGUCAACCAGAGAACAUUGGGCCUACUGGUUUGGAUGGGUACACCAUUGAAGUCUGCAAGGAUGGAACUGAGGACUGGAAAGCAGUCAACACAGAACUGCAGAAGUCCUCACGCUUUGUUAUCAAGAACCAAACCACCGGUGACCGUCUGAAGAUCCGCGUGGUGGCUGUGAACGAAGGCGGCCGCAGCCCCCCGGUCACCCUCCCUGAGCCUGUGCUGGUGAAGGAGGUUGCUGAUCGUCCAAAGGUCCGUCUGCCUCGUUUCCUCAGGCAGAGAUACGUGGCUAACGUUGGAGACAAGAUCAAUCUGACCAUCCCCUUCACAGGCAAACCCAAACCUGUGGUCACCUGGACAAAGACUGGGCAGCCCCUUGACACAAAAAGAGUGAACAUUCGCAGCACUGAAAGAGACAGCAUCCUGUUCAUCCGUACAGCCGAGAGAGAGGACUCUGGAGUGUAUGAGAUGUGUGUCAAGGUGGAGGGUUUUGAGGACAAGGCUCAAAUUACCCUUCAAAUUGUUGAGCUGCCAGGGCCUCCUGCCAGUGUAAAGAUUGUGGAUACCUGGGGUUUUAAUGUUGCUUUGGAGUGGACUACACCCAAAGACAAUGGAAACACAGAGAUCACAGGUUACACAGUGCAGAAGGCUGACAAAAAAACUGGAGACUGGUUCACUGUGUUGGAGCAUUACCAUAGACUGAAUGCCACGGUCUCAGACCUCAUCAUGGGCAACACCUACAAGUUCAGAGUGUUUGCUGAAAACAAGUGUGGAAUGAGUGAGAGCGCUGCUGUUACAAAAACCGAGGCCAAGAUCUUGAAGACAGGCAUUGACUACAAGCCUCCUGAAUAUAAGGAGCACGACUUCACUGAAGCACCAAAAUUCACCACAGCUCUGGCUGACCGGGCCACUACUAUUGGCUACAGCACUAAGCUGCUCUGCUCCGUCAGAGGAUCCCCAAAACCCAAGAUUGAAUGGAUGAAAAACCAGAUGAUUAUCGGAGAUGACCCCAAGUUCAGGCAGAUCUGUGUCCAGGGUAUCUGUUCCCUGGAGAUCCGAAAGCCUAGCACCUUUGACGGAGGUGUGUACUCCUGCAGAGCCAAGAACAAUUUUGGAGAGGCAACUGUCAGCUGCAAGUUGGAGGUCAAACAGCCAGUGAUUGCAGAUGCAGACAAGAAAUAAGCUGACAUUCUCAUGUGCACAGGAGGGUGCUGGAUUCUUGGAAGAACAUGUAUAUAUGGCUGGUAACCACACUACCAAAGAGUUGUAGAGUGCGAUCUUUCACCAAGCACUAACAAAUAUCAUGAUGAAUGAUUGUUAUCGUCACUUUAUCCCUAAAACUGCAUUUCAAGUCCAUAAUCCAUGCCCACAAUCAGCUUUUUUCCCAACAAUACAGUCUAUGGUAACUAAAUUAUUAAUUCGUCAGACACUGAACUUCCCUACUUUAUCAUCUUGUCAGUGUAACACCAAGGAUUUUCCAGCGUGACUCUACUGUUCCUAAUAGAAGAACUAUAUGUAACAUCAAUGUGUUUAUACAAAUAAACAAUUUAAUUUCUGGUUUUAUUUUUUCAAUACAUUGUUUU
This is a messenger RNA of Archocentrus centrarchus (flier cichlid), 1947 nucleotides long. RefSeq names its product myosin binding protein Hb (gene mybphb). NCBI's taxonomy places the organism in Eukaryota, Metazoa, Chordata, Actinopteri, Cichliformes, Cichlidae. Gene Ontology annotation, molecular function: protein binding. The transcript is spliced from 12 exons. The record is from RefSeq and is a predicted model, not a curated record. The coding region runs from base 53 to 1546 and encodes 497 amino acids.